Molecule: messenger RNA, 5296 nt
Organism: Mytilus californianus (California mussel)
Lineage: Eukaryota; Metazoa; Mollusca; Bivalvia; Mytilida; Mytilidae
Product: IQCJ-SCHIP1 readthrough transcript protein-like
Exons: 13
Coding region: 194-2161 (655 amino acids)
Biological process (GO): positive regulation of hippo signaling
Cellular component (GO): plasma membrane; cell junction
Molecular function (GO): protein binding
Source: RefSeq, a predicted model, not a curated record
AAUCCGAAACUAUGGCUUUGCAGUAAAGUUAGCAGAUGACGUUUCCGGUUUGAGUCAGUUUCGAGUUGGAAUCGAGAAUGUAAUUUGAAACGCUGAUUACAUUAAGUUUCCAGUACGGGCUUCACCAUAGCACCAUUUAGGAAGAAAGUAUAUUUCUCUUCUCUAGCUGCAAAGUUUGAAAGAAUUUCAGAAAAUGAAUACCGCAAUAAAAGAACAAGGAGAAAUGUCUUAUCCAAGGCUGAAUACUGAGAGUGAUACCACAUUAGAGAAACCAGAUCUGGAACAACUCAGACAUGAUAGAUUGGAAAGGAACAUUGAAGUUAUGAAGGCAUUUAACCCUGCAAUUACUAAAGCACUUUUUCCUGGAGAGAAGAAAGAAGAAAACUGUUUAGAGCACUGUGCAACAUGCAUACAGAGGCAUUUCAGGGGCUACCAGGGGAGAAAAAAAUAUGUUGAGCUACUGUACCAACAGUUUUCUCAGCAAGAACAAGAAAGAUUUGAAAAGAUAAUGCGGCAAACAGAAGAAGGAGAAUUGUUAGUUGAAAAUCACCAGCUAGAAGUUUUGUUAGAUGACAAUACUACAACAAGAAGAAAUAGAGCUAGAAAAUAUAUAUCGCACGUAAUUACGAUUCAAAGAGCUUGGAGACGUUAUUGUAAUGCAAAGGACAAAAAACAAAUUGUUGAUUCAGAAGAAAAGGAUGGUGAUAGUGAAAAAAGUGUAAUGAAGGUGACACAUUCAAAUGAACCUUUGUUAGAUAAAAUUCUGAGUGACAAAUUUUCUAGAGAAUCAACUCCUGAUGACAGGGUUGCUAGAAGUUCUCUUUCACCCUGUCGGAAUAUUUUGUUGAACAAAUUGAAAAGUGACACCGACACAGAUUCAGUUUCUUCAGAUUAUAGUGUUGAAAUUUCAGCACCCUUAAGAGAAUUUUCUGACAUUCAUAUUUACGAUAAAAAUGAACUGACAGAUUCUUCUGUAAGUACUGGUAAGCUUGAGCGCAGAGUUAGGGAAACGGAGGAAGACUUCAGUAGACGUGUUAGGAAGACAAAUUUGCUAAGUAUUGCACAAGAAUUCGCAGAACUUAAAAAAGUGAAUGCUGACGCUUUACCGUUUGAUUUGCACAAAAGUCAAAACUUGGUAGAAGAAACUUCUUCUAGUGAAUGUAGUUCAGCUACAAGUUCAAAAAAUCCAUCCGAAAUGAAUACACCAUCAGAGGUCCGUAGCAAUCCAUUUCAGGAUGUAUCAGCAACUAGUGAGACAAAAACCAAAGAUCUAAACAGCAAUUCUAUCAAAGAAAUGCUAAUGAAUGAACGUAAAAAUAAGUCAUCUCCAAACCAAUCUCCAAAGAGGUCUGCUGUGAAUGGUCAGUUAAAACAAACAAAUGACAUAGAUGGACAGGACGACUUUGAUGUAUAUAACAUUGAGACAGCUAUUCCUCAGAUGGAUUGGGAUACCUUAGAACAACAGCUUCAGCAGGCUGCGGAGUUUGAAAGGAGGAAGAAAGAGUCCCAGAAAAAUGAUCGUGAAGAAAUCCGUAGAAAGCUGGCAAUGGGACCUGUUGAGGAUGACUUUGAAAGUGAAAUGUUUAAGAAACCAGGUUUUUCGUCCAAAUUACAGACUGGUAUGAACUUACAGAUCUGCUUCAUGAAUGAAUCUCAAGGGGACAAGGAGGAGACAUCUGUGUCAUUACCUGAUGUUGUUCCUGUCAUUUCAGAGACAAAAUCUGAUGUUAAAUCUACAGUAGAUAAUAAAGGAACAAUAAAUGAUGGAGAAGAGGAUUUCUUCAAGAAACAAGCAAGAUUGCAACAAGAAGCUAAAAUAGCAUUAGCACAGGCUAGUACUAUGGCUCAUAUGCAAGUAGAAGUAGAAAAACAGAAAAAGAAGCAAUCACCUGUAGCUGAUAUUAUUGGUCUCCCGUUUUCUAACCAUCAUAGAUAUGGUAAAUCUGUUUAUGAGAUGAAUGUAGGACAGUUACAGACACUGGUCAAUGACCUUCACACACAAAUAGAAAAUUUAAAUGAAGACUUAGUAAAAUUACUUAUGGAAAGAGAUGAUCUACAUAUGAUGCAGGAUUCUAAACUUGUAGAUAUAGAAGAUUUGACAAGGAGAGCUGAAGAAAAGGCAUACAGAAUUAACAAUAAACAACAGAAGGAAAAACUUUGACACCUAUUUCAAGUGUUAUCCAUGUCUUCCUGUCAUCUGACUUGCAGAGUAGUCUUAAUUGGACAUCAUGCAUCCAAUCAAAUGAUAGACCCACCACCAUGUGACUAUGUGCUUGGCAUGCAGGCCAUGUGAUAUUAUGUAUGCAAGUAGCUAUAAUCAAGAUGUGAUUAAAGAACAGGCAUAUGUUUCAAUUUGUCACAAUUACAAGGUGUUUUUUAUUAUUUAUUUUUUUAAUAUGUGCCAAACAUUACAAGAAGUUAUUGUACGAAAUCCAUGUAUCUGCACCAAAAAAAAAAAAAAUAACAGAAUCUAAUCAUGAACUGCAUAGGAAAGUGAACCAGUUGUGUGCAGACUUUAUAAAAUGCAAAAAUCAUGAACUUUUUGUAACAACUUAAUAUAGACUCAUUCAAAAAGAUUUUUUACAAGAUAUACAAAUUUCUUCAAAUUUGUUUUGUAAAAUGAUAAAAUUAUGCAAAGGAAUGAUAGUCAUUCUUUUCACUGUAUUAUUUAAAGAAAAAUGAUGAGAAGUAGGUGGGAUGAUUUCCAUUUAUUUUUAUUUUUAUUUACAAUCAUGUUAACAGUGUUAGAAAACUACAAAUCAUGUGAAAGGUUGUAAAAUUUACAGAUAUAUAUGAACAGUUAUAUUAAAAACAAUAGUAUUCAAGUAGUCUAUAUUGAUUUGGUUUAGUAACACUGAUAGUAUACAUGUUAUAUACUAUAAAAAGAUUUUAUCUAUAUAUGUAAGUUAUACAGUGAAUAUUUUGUGAAUGUAAAAUAUCUUAUUAAUGAAUAUUUUGUCUGACAGUAUUUUCAACAUGAUGAUAGUUUUAAAAAAAAGGUCUUAUUAAAGUACAUCAUUAUGAAUAAAAUGAAGCCCCUAAAUUUAAAAUAAAAUUUAUAAUAAAUUUCACUAUCUGUAUAUAGUUUAUAUUAAAGCAAAACUCAAAUUUUCAAAAUAAAACAAGCAUUAUUAAUAAUGAGUCUGCCUUGAAUAAGAGCCUUGAUAUUUCUUUCAAAAUUUUAACAAAAGGAAAUGUGGAUUAAAAGUCAAUGAAAAAGCAACAACCCAUUGACAAAAAUAAUCAAAAGACUUCUGAAGGUAAGCAUAAAACAAAAUUGAUCCUCGAUGUGAGAUACAAAUAAGUCCCAUAACAGAAACUGUCUGGUUAAAGGAGAAAUUGCCCUUUAAUGGUGACUUUUUGAAUCUUUAGGUUUUUUUUUAAAUAUAUUCUGAUUUGAUAAGCAAUCAAAUUUAAUCAUUUUAGUAUAAAGUAUUGUGAUGGUUUGAAAAUUUUCAUGGAAAAUAUUUGUUUUAUCCUGAAUGUUGCUCAAAUAAAUAAUGUCAUUCAGACACUGAAGAGCAAAAAUUAUUUAAUGGCCUUAAUUUCACUUGAAUGCACUUAAGAAGCUGUGUAUUUGAAAAAAGAUAUAGGCUGUAUAUUUGAAAACAAAAAAAUUCACAAUAAAGGGGAAAAUGAAUAUCUUAAUGGCAUCUUUUCGCCAUUGGAGCAAAUUCAGACUCUUAAUAGCUUCUUGUAUCUUUGACUUGUGAAUUCUGUUAACUAAAGAUGUAAAGUAAUUGUGAUAAUUAUCAUAGGAAAAUAGAAAUAUCUAUAGUUGAAUGGUUAAAAUUUUAUGAAAUCGGAUGAUAAAAUAUAUUUUAACUAGUUAUCAGUCAUCACUCAAUUUUCAUGAAAUUACAUUUUUAUUAGAAUAUCACUGAAGUGGUGUAAAAGGUUCAAUCUUGUCUGCAUACCGUAAUUAUGUUAUCCAAGCAAUAAUUGAAAUACAUUUGUAUUUACCUAAAUUUCAUCUAAUAUUUCUAAUUUAAUUGAUCAUUUUAAUAGUAAAUGUUCAUAAAUCUAUUUAAAACUACUAAUCAGUGUUGAUAACAUCUUCAUUAGUGUUAAACAUUUAUUUUAUUUUUUAUUCUAUGGUUUAUUUGUUUGAAUAUUUGUUCAGUUUCAAAAAAUUAAACUGCAGUAAUAAAAAUGAAUAGUAUACAACAGCACACAUUACUGGAUAGUGAGUUAUAUUUGUUAGUAUGCAAUUUAACAUUUCUGUUGCAUAACCUUUAUUUAAAGAAUUGAUACCAGCUACAUUUAGUGUUUUGGAAGUCCAUCUUUGAAUAUGAUUAUAAAUUAUGCUUACAAUUUACCCAUAGGAAUGAAAGAUUUUGUUCCCAUUUAACUCUACAAUUUUAUUUUGUCAGACCCAUAUAAACUAGAGUUGUGUUGGAAAGAUAUUUUUUUCCAGAUAUUCGCCUGAAAUGAAAUGUUCAAAACUUUAAAGGAAUUGUGGUUGUACUUCUUAUAAAUGGGUAUCUUUACAUAUUUAUUUGAGUAAGUGAUAGCUUUAUAAUAGUUUAUACUCUAGUAAAAAGUUAUUUUAUUUGACUUAAUUAUAAAUCUAACACAGUUGAGUAACAACAGGGUUAUACAAUUUACAACAAGAACUAACAAAAUUUCCACCAGAUUAUUAACUUUUAAAUUUCUUGAGAAGUCCAGGAAAACUGUUUGAAACCUUUGCUAAGAUUCAAAUGUACAUUGUAUUUGAAUUUUAUGGGUUUUAUGCCCCCGCCGUAGCGGAGGGGGCUUUAAGUUUUACCCUUGUCCGUCUGUACCUCUGUCUGUCCGUCCGUACGUCCCAAAGUUGGUUUCUGUUCUCUAACUUUAGUUUGCCUCAACCAUAUGUUAUGAAACUUAUACACAAUGCUUAUUACCACAAAACACAGAUCAAGUUUGAAUUUUGGUGGGGUCACUUUAACCGUUCUAGAGUUAUGCCCCUUUACAAAUGGAAAAAUUGCUGAAUUUUUCGUUUCUGUUCUCUUACUUAAGUUAGCCUCAACCAAAUGUUAUGAGACUUAUACACAAUACUGAUUACCACAAAACUCAGAUCAAGUACAAAUUUGGGUAGCAUCACUUUUACCGUUCUUCAGUUAUGUCCCUUUAUAACUUUAUUUGAUAUGCAAGCGGGGGCAUCAUCUGUGUCCCAUGGACACAUUCCCCAUUUAUUUUAAGAUUAUUUUUUUUGUUUAAUUAUUCUCUUGAAAUAUUCCAUAUGUUAAAAUCAUGUAUUUGUUAUAAACUGAAUAUCAUGUAUUGAUAAUAAACUGCAAUUUUGUUUUAUAUAAAA